GUGAGUUUUAUACUUCAUUCACCUGGUUAAUGUGCCCCUGAAGCUCACGCGCCCGCGUGCUGCGUAACACGGAAGCAGUGAUGACGCCGAAGAACCGGCUUAAAAGCGCCGUGAUGUCGUCGGUGAAGCAGCGGUACCGCGACAUCAGUCCUGUGACUCUGCAGCUGAUGGGCGGGGCUGUGAACUCCAGUCUGUACUGUGGGGAGGUGGAAGGUAUGUCGGGGGGGCUGGUGGAGUCCUUUAUGGUGGAGCUUUAUCGCUGUAAACUUUGUCAGUUCACCUGCGGCCUGAAGGCCUCCAUCAGCAGCCACCUGCAGGUCAGGCACCGUCCCCUCACGCUCACGUACCUGGAGGAGGGCAACGUAGAGGGCGGGGCUGAUGACAGAGAGGAGGCAGGGCUCCGCCAGGGGGCGUCACCCUAUCAGUUUGAUCUGAGCGCGGAGUCGAAGCAGAGCGACGAGGAUGAAGACUUCCUGCUCUACAACAUGCUGGACAACAUGAGCCCGCCCACCUGUGACAUCAGCAGCGAGGGUGGGCUGCAUGUUGCGCACACCUGUGAGGUGAGCACUCUCUUUGAGGAGGAGUCCUCCAUGUUCCCUCUUAAGGGGGGUUCAGUGGAUCUGUCUUGUCCCAUCGACCCCCCCGCCACCCAGGAGGAGAUGGCGCAGUCCGCUCACCUCAUGACUUUGGGGCUGUGUCGCAUCUCGGCUACCAAACCUCCUCCCUCCUCCAGACCCCCCUGCCCUCCACCUGAGGACUCCCCCUGCCUGUCUCAGCCCGGCAGCCUGACGCAGAGCGAGAUCAGGACCAGGACCAGGACGCCUCCCUCCAGCAGGCGGAGGCUAUUGUGCCUCCUGUGCCCUGCGGUACUGCCUUCCAGGCGGCUGCUGGAUGUCCACGUCCGAUCUCACCGGGUGGCUGGCGGGUUCAGCUGCGUCUGCUGCAGCUGGACGGCCGACAGCUGGGAGGAGCUGGAGCCACACUGGAGGAGCCACUGCAGGAGGAGGAGGAGGAGGGAGGAGGAGGAGGAGGAGGAGGAACAGGAGGAACAGGAGAAGAAGAAGAAGAAGAAGAAGAAGAAGGCGGCAGCAUCCAGGCAGUUCAGCUGUCCGGUCUGUCUGAGGAGAUUCGGGAGCGCCACCUCACGGAGAUCUCACAAACAAACACGCCACAGCGACCACUCAGACGGAUGGAGGAGCCGGCUGAUUGGACGAGCAGGAGGGAAGGAGCCGGAGCGUCCAGACAGAAACCAGUAUCUGUGCGUGUUGGUUCCCAGUCAGACCAGCAGACGGCCGAGUGCCACAGAGGAGAAGAAGAAGAAGAAGAAGAAGAAGAAGAAGACCAGAAGUAGUGAAGCAGAAGAGAGGCAGGGCAAGGAGACGGGUUUCUGUUGCCCUCUGUGCCACAGGAAGUUCUCCACUAAGUUAACUCUGAGGCGUCACCUGGGGACGCACGGAGGAGAGCGACCCUUCACCUGUCCUCACUGUCCCUACAGCAGCAGACUGAAGGCCUCACUGCUGCAACACCUGAGGACACACACAGGUGAGAAGCCGUACAGGUGUACUGAGUGUCCGUAUGCUUCCAUAGAUCGCAGCUCUCUGCUCAGACACAGUAGAACUCACAGCCAGGAGAAACCGUACAGCUGUCAACACUGUGACUACAGCAGUAUCCAGAAGAAGAGUUUGGACCUCCACGCUCGCCGCCAUCACACCGGCGAGGCGUUCCCAUGCCAACAGUGUAACUACUCGAGUCCAGACCGCCAGCUGCUGCUGAGACACAUCCGCAGACACCACGCCUGUGACCUCACGGGGGAUCGGACACUUUGAUCGUGGGCGGGGCUACUGUGUCCCAUUUGAUGGUUUUUAUUGUUUGUUUGUUUGUUAUCUGCUGGAUAUUUACAGUUUUUUACUCUAUCCAGAAUAUUUCCACUGUGACAAAACUAGCAAAUUUUACAAAAUGACCUGUCUCAAUAAAACUCUUUCAGGUUUCAAUAA
Messenger RNA from Cyclopterus lumpus (lumpfish), 1994 nucleotides. Its product is annotated as zinc finger protein 84. The transcript is spliced from 8 exons. Bases 81 to 1826 code for a protein of 581 amino acids. Gene Ontology annotation, molecular function: RNA polymerase II cis-regulatory region sequence-specific DNA binding; DNA-binding transcription factor activity. The record is from RefSeq and is a predicted model, not a curated record. Lineage: Eukaryota; Metazoa; Chordata; Actinopteri; Perciformes; Cyclopteridae. Gene Ontology annotation, cellular component: nucleus. Gene Ontology annotation, biological process: regulation of transcription by RNA polymerase II.